Molecule: messenger RNA, 1446 nt
Organism: Lactuca virosa
Lineage: Eukaryota; Viridiplantae; Streptophyta; Magnoliopsida; Asterales; Asteraceae
Source: the annotation of a GenBank genome assembly
UUGGUUUAGAAGCUACUAGAAGCAGCUAAAACCUUCAAGUGUCGGAAGGUAAACCUUCGGCAAACCCGCCCCCAAAAAUCAAAAUCACUGAUCGGAAAUGGAUGCCGCUAAGCUAGAGCAAUUAAAGCAGUUUGUUAAUAAGUGCGACUCCGAUCCGUCUAUUCUCAACGACCCUUCGCUCUCCUUCUUCCGUAAUUAUAUCGAAAGUCUCGGUGGUAAGGUUCCGUCGUCUUCAAAGCAUAAGGAGAAUGAAUCGAAGCCUUAUGUGGUUGAAGAGAGCGAUGAAGAAGUAGAACCACCACAAGAAGAAGAAGAAGAAGAAGAAGACGAGAUAAUAGAAUCUGACAUUGAGCUUGAAGGAGAAACCGUGGAGCCUGAUAAUGAUCCUCCACAGAAGAUGGGAGAUUCUUCUGUUGAGGUCUCUGAUGAAAAUCGUGAUGCUUCCCAAGAAGCAAAAGCUAAAGGCAUGGAAGCCAUUGCCAAUGGUAACCUAGAGGAAGCAAUCGAGUAUCUCACUGAGGCAAUUCUGCUCAAUCCUACUUCAGCUAUCAUGUAUGCAACUAGAGCCACUGUAUAUAUCAAAAUGAAGAAACCAAAUGCUGCCAUUCGGGAUGCUGAUGCUGCACUACAGAUUAAUCCGGAUUCUGCUAAAGGCUAUAAAUCACGUGGGAUAGCACGGUCAAUGCUUGGUGAAUGGGAAGAGGCUGCAAAGGAUCUUCAUGUUGCAUCAAAGCUUGAUUAUGAUGAGGAAAUAAGUUCUGUUCUCAAAAAGGUUGAACCUAAUGCACAUAAAAUAGAGGAACACCGAAGGAAAUAUGAUAAAUUGAGGAAAGAGAGAGAGGACAGAAAAUCAGAACGUGAGAGGCAACGUCGACGAGCUGAAGCCAAGGCUGCAUAUGAAAAGGCCAAAAAGCAAGAACAAGCAUCUUCAAGUGAAAGACCAGGUGCAGGUGGCAUGCCUGGUGGCUUUCCCGGUGGCGGCUUUCCAGGUGGCGGCAUGCCUGGAGGCUUUCCAGGUGGCAGCAUGCCGGGAGGUUUUCCUGGUGGUGGCAUGCCUGGAGGGUUCCCGGGUGGCGGCAUGCCUAGAGGUGCGUCCCCUGGAGGCGGCAUGCCUGGUGGAAUGGACUAUACCAAGAUUUUGAAUGAUCCUGAACUAAUGGCAGCAUUCCAAGAUCCUGAAGUAAUGGAAGCUUUACAAGAUGUGAUGAAAAAUCCGGGUAAUCUUGCCAAGCACCAGGCGAAUCCUAAGGUGGCUCCUGUGAUCACCAAAAUGAUGAACAAAUUUGGAGGAGCUAAGUGAGGGGCAAUUUCGGGAUUAUUGAGCUUUUAAACUUAUGGUCCAUGUAAAACUUAAAUCGAGAUAGCGGUUGUGCAUGUUUUGUUGAAAUUUUGUAUUGUAGACCAUGGCCACGUCAUAUCUUUUCCUAUAGAGAAUAUAUGAUUUUC